AACGAAAUAGUUGAAAAUUAAAAAUAAAAUUGCGAGCUUCACGCCAAUUCAGCUGGGCAGGUCGAGUAAAGUGUCGAAAAAGUUGGUGGCAAGGCAAUGGCGCUGCUGCUGGUGCAUCUGCGUCGCCUUAUUCUGCUGCUGAGCGUUGUCUACCUGAGCGGCGCCGCGUUUCGACGCCUGCUCACCGAACGGCAUCACGCACAUGUGCUGCAGCCGAACGGACUGGCCGGACUCGGCGGCCCCAGCAGCCGUUGGGCAAAGGAUCCGCUGCACUUUCAAUGGUGGGCAUAUAUCUACACCUGCUACGCCUACGUGGUGCUGGUCAACUAUGUCAGCAUGCGGCGUCUGACCAAUCUGAUUGAGUUCCUGUUGAGUUGACAUCUUAAUUAUUUUGUUAUUUG
This is a messenger RNA of Drosophila novamexicana, 401 nucleotides long. RefSeq lists its product as uncharacterized. The transcript is spliced from 2 exons. Bases 97 to 378 code for a protein of 93 amino acids. The record is from RefSeq and is a predicted model, not a curated record. Lineage: Eukaryota; Metazoa; Arthropoda; Insecta; Diptera; Drosophilidae.